UCAGAGACGCUUAACCGUGUGAUUUAUCGCUCUAUCCAGAGCUGACAAUUGCGUGACAGUUGUAGCUGGUGGUGGUUUGACAUGUCGCGAAUUGACCUUGUGAGCCUGUCUCCGAGCGCACUGUGUUUUUGUACUGCAUGGAAUCACUGGGCCCUUUGCGUUACGACAAGUUGAAGUCGUGGCCAUAGAUUUGUUCGUUUCAGAACGCUCGAGUCCCGUUUCGGAAUAGCAGCCGGCUUCGCUGGAAUGUUCUGAGCUGCCAUUUCCCGUCGGCCAUGUUAGAACUUAACUGAGGGCUAAUGCUAUAAUUAACCGGUUAGUUAAGCUUUGAUUUAACACAACGGCGCCCUUUCACUGUGACAUAUACAUUAACACGCGUUACAUUGUCAAGCCUUAUGCCACCGGGUGACCAGGUAAUGAUGUAGUGCGCCUUUUGGGGAAUGGAUAUGUGAACGUAAAGCCAAGCCACAUAGCUAGGUGACAUUAGCGAAUGCUAGCCAGCUUUGACAGGCCUGUUGCGUGUUGUAUCGGCCCUGCAAAACGCUCAAUUACUUGAGGAGUUGUAAUUUUGAAACAUGCGUUUUGGACAGUGCAUAUUACACGAAACGUCACUGUAUACUUUAAAAAAAAAAUGAUGUCCACACUCUAGUCUCUCUGCGUUAGCAGGGCCAGGCUGUGUGUGACUGUAACAGUGGACUUUGAAUGGUAGUCACACGUUGACAAAGCAGUUCAAUGGGCACACCUUUUGUGUUAAUUGUUCACAUUAAUUUGCCAUCAGCUAUCAGACAUUUUUUCCCUCGCCAUUAUUUAAUAGCCAUGACAGGAAUGCUGUUGACUUGAUAUGCAGUGUUGCUGCAUAUCGUAUGUCUGUAAUAUAACACACACAGUUCAACAUUGGAGGUGUCCACAUGUAUUUUUGGAUGACACUUUACGUUUAAACCAGCGUUCCUCUCUUGUCAAGUCAUGUUUGUCAACUUUGACCUCAGCUUCAGUUGCCAGGAAGGAACAGGAAUGUUGCUUUGAAGGAGCAAAUAGCUCUUUAAAGGCUUUUAAGGCUGUUUACUUUGCUUUCUUGUGGAAAGCACUGACGGAGAUGAAUCAACAGUUUCUUGCAGUCAGUUUUUAUUCAGUAGUGUUCGAUUUUAAAGGUAAAAAUGACUUAGGUGAAAUUCAUGCGGUGACCCAGGCGGCAGACCAUAAUCAUGUUGUGACCUCAGGGUGCGGCAUUUCUCAUCCCUGAGGCAACAGAAAAAUAAUCGUUGCAGAUGAGGAGGUGGAGAAGAGUACACAUUCGCCAGAUACUGUUGGCAUGCCGCAUCCUCCGAACAGCAAUGGGAACAGACACGCGACUCAUGCAAACGUGAAGCAGAAGUCGACGCCAAAACUGUGCACAGCAGUUCCCAAAUCGAGCAGCAAAGGACUGGACUACAAAAAGGCCAUGGCCCUUCAAAAUGACAAGAAGGCCGUGGACUUGAAUCAUCACGAUGAUCAGAAAGACUCUGUGUUGCUUCAAAAUGGUAUUGCGCAUUGCGGCGUCAUUAUCAACGGCUUCUCAAGCAAGGACACUGAAGGCAGCAGCUCAGAGGGCGGGUAUUCCACACCCAAGAAACGCAAGGCCAGAUGUAACAACUUGAAGAACAAUGAGCAGGGUGACACUACGCCAGAGCCCUCGGCUUUUCAAAUCCAAGCACCUGAGAAGGCAGGGACUUCUCGACUUUCUCGUAAAGUAGAGACUCAGUUGGUGCCUAGACGGGCUGUGGCCUCUGAGGCCUCUGUGGGGGAACCUCAGAGGAAGAACUCUGAUGGGAAAGUAGGGGGUAAAAAGACUGAAGAACGACACAAAGCCAAGGCUUCCUCGCCUUCAAAAGAGGAUUCGUGGACUUUGUUCAAGCCCCCUCCAGUAUUUCCUGUGGACAAUAGCAGUGCUAAAAUUGUUCCCAAGAUCAGUUAUGCAAGUAAAGUCAAAGAGAACCUCAACAAAGUAGCUCAAAGUGGAGCAGAAGCACUGCCUCUGCCCGUGAGACCCUCACAGGUCCCCAUGUCUGCUAUGAAAACCAUCACAUCAGUUAGCUUUACCAAUGGGCCUGUUUCUACGAGUGGAAAUGGCUGCCUCUCAGUGGGUACCUUUUUUGCUCCUGCUGCUAGCAGUGUUCCUGCCACCGCGUGUGGCGAGAAUGUAGCGUCUCCUUUGGAAAGUAACUGUAGCUCUACUAGUAGUCCCAUGUUCCAGGGAGACGCGUAUGAACUGAGAAAGUGUUCUCUCUUCGUUUACCCUAUAAAUAUGCAACACAUGCUCCCCAGUGCGCGUCACCUCAACCCACCGGCUGCUCAGACAAAUCAGAAAGCCUUGGGAGAAAUCUUCCAGAAUCAGUGGGGGCUUUCCUUUAUAAAUGACCCCAACUUGGGGCAAGAAGGGGGCAGUGGGCCGGUGCCCACUGAGGACAACACAACUGUGGUGAGCCCUCCAAGGGAGUGUCUGGCUGCUGAGGCCAACAGUGGCCAGCCAUGUUUUGAGGUGGGCCCCUUCUUCUUGGAGUCGGGCACAGAGAAAAGGACUUCUAGCCCGUGCAACAUGUUUGCUGCUCGUUCUCCACCUCCUCUUCGCAUCUCAGGUGAAGAGGAGGAGAGCAUGCUGCAGCCAUGUGACAGAGAAGAUUCUAAACGUUCAGGUUCUGCUGUGUGUGACCCUGGUAAGGACAGUCGUGCUAAUCCUGCACAGGGCCAGAUAACCGCUGUGUUGUUUGGCUCCUCUGAAGAGCAGGCCCUGUCUAAAGAUGUGGGCCGACGGCAGAGCUGGGGGUCCUUCGACAUCAAAGCUGCUGUCACUUAUCACACUAAAGAAAUGGAAUUCAUUUUCAGUUUGCAAAAACAACAUCCAAACAGAGUAGUGGUUUAUGAUGAGACCAGGGACGGACCUGAUCAGUGAGGUAGACGUGGACUGUACUGUGGCUACGUCUCUUCUGGGUGCUGUGGUUAUCUACCUUGGGAAUCAUGCUCACCUGUUGGAGUGGAAGAAACUGUGAAAACACUUUCUAGUUAACUGUCAUUGGCUUUUUGAGAGGGCAUUGGACAAACACUGAUGCUGCGGCAGAAGGAUAAAUGAGAUUGAUCGGGUGCCUCUUCAACGCGACAACCGGAUCCUUGCACUCUUUCGGGGCCAGAUGGUCAUGUGAGAAGGUGCUGUGGACCCCACCUCAUUAGCCUUUAUCCUGUUGUGAUGUGACAGACUUGCAUUUUCUCUCAUGUUUUCAAAUGAGUUGUAUAAACGCACAGGCUUGAAUGCACAGAACACGCAUUGCAAUGACGCCUUUGAAUGGUGCAAUUAGUCUGUGUACUUAUAGAGGAGGCCAAAAUCAUGUCUUAUGUCCGCAGGGCAAAUCAGAACCCUGCUCUCGUGUUUCACCCGACGUGUGUUGUCUUCACGGAAAUACAACCCAGGUGGUAACAUUUCACUUGUUCUUCAUUGUCCUUCAGAAUCACGUCUUUAGGAUUCAUAUUGCUUAUUUCUUUCUUGAUUUUUUUUUUUGUUUUCUGCUGUGGAUGUCCCGCAUGUUUACUGGUGGGAAUUAGACAUCGCCGCUCGCGGUGACACAAGGCAUGCAGUGAUGUCUUCUGUCCAAACGUGUUGAAAUGUGAAGAGUUUUUUUUUUUUUUAAACCGCGGCUAACAUUGUUGGCGUCUACGUGCGUGUUCUAAGGUGAUGUAUUCCGUUUGGAGGCCCAUAAAUAUUUUAAGUCUAGGAAGCCCAAAUUGUCAUCACCUCCUCCAAAUCAGUAUUGAUUGUUAGUAUUGAUUUGACCGUCCAGUAGCAGCGAUUUCUUCGCUCCCAUUUGGUUAACGUGUGGAAUGUUAGCACUUUAUGUAAACGCAUUUCUUAAAAGUGGCUCUGGGCUGUUACUCCUCACAACAAACACAAAAUGAUUCAAUGUAACUCAGGUAGUGUUGAUGAAGCCAUGACUACGUUAUCCCUUCCCUUCAUGUCCUCCAAAUGGAAUCUGCAUACGAGUCUCUGAUCUGACGAAAUAUCAAAUAGUUUUAGCAAAAGAUGCAGUCAUUAAUCACUCGAACCUCUUCCUCUUUGAAGUAUGUCGUAUUUCGUUUCAUGUAUGCUAGCCUGCAAUCUGAGGGUUCAUUUGCUGUUUCGCAUAUUCAUGAUGAAGUAUUCUUGAUAUUUUUUUUUUUUCCUUUCACUGAGCGAGCACCCAAUCUGGCUCCCGGCUCUCAAGUACACUUCUUGCUGCUAUGGCCUGAUUAGGCUCCCCCCCCUGUAUAAGUCAUCUUGGUGUUUAACUUUAGUGUCUAAUCUCAGUUGGCUUCCUGGUAAAAGUGUUUGUUUUUUUUUCCAACAAUUGUCUUAUGUGUGCAUGCGUGCGUGUGUGUGUAUGCGUGCGUGUGUGUGGGAGGGAAUGAAUUUGACUUCUAAAGUGACACAAUCAGGUUCCCACUCAGUAAAAGGAUGGAAGGGUUAUCGUUGAGCAUCUUAUGGCUUCUAAAAGCAAAAACAGGGUCUUCAGAGCAAGUUAUGUUACUGUAGUCUUCUGAGUCCCGUGUUAAUGGUUUUUCUAUGAAAAGGAUGGGACGCUUAUCCUACUUUUCCAAGCACUUAAAUAGAAUAUGCUUUGAAAGAGUAGAUUUAUUAGCAGUGCAGCCUGCAAACCAAAAACAGAAUUGUGUGUGUAUGUGUGUUGGAAAGUCAGGUCUGAUCAUGUGGCGUUAAGUCCUCCACUUAUCAGGCUGUGCAAUCACCUCAAGGAUGCUGAUGUAAGCUUCCACAUCACCAGAGAUGACUUUAGCCUCGUUACUGAUUGGAGUUUUUAGGGUGUAGCGCGUCUCCCCUAUUGUUGUAAUAUGCAAGUUCCUCAUAUUUCAUACCCCCGCUGUUGUGUUAACGUUCAGGUGCCUGUGUGGAAAAACAAAUCUACUUUUACAGCAAUUUCGAUUGUUUUCAAUCUGCUUCCAGCCUAUAUCCGUGCCAUUUUCUUUUCUGUCUAUAUUUUCUCUGUUUUGCAACGCUCUUUAGAGCUUUUUUUUUCUUUGAAGUGACAUGAAUGCAGCUGAAAGCAAAUAGUAUUUUUAUUGUUUUGUAGAAUUCUAAAAAGAAUUAGAAAGAAACAUUACCGGCUUGUGUUGGGCUUACAAGCGAGCAAAAGCCAAAACCAGUCUGCAAUGUUCUGGGCACGUUCCAUUUGUCAAGCUCAUGUCUAAAGUAGACCUAAUUUUAAAAAAGGAUUAUUUUAUCAUGUUUUAAAGACUAAACUAACUUAUACGUAGAUGCACAAGUAGGAAGGAAUGAAAAGGAAUAAAUGUCUUUGUUUUCGCAUUUCACAUUGUUUAGUUUGCAAAGUAUGAAUUGUUCUUCUUUGUAGCAACAAAGUUAAUUACCACUCAACGUAUACUGGCUUUAAACCUCGGAGACCCACUGUGUCAUGUAUUAGUUUUUUUUAUGUAUUGUACGUACUUGAGAGGAUACAGUGUCUUAUCAUCAAGCCCUCCUAAAAAAACAUUGUUGCCAAUCUUUAAAGCAUGGAAAACCUGCAAUUCCAAGCGAUGUGAUAGAAAUAAAAAAAAAGUGCCAGUGUCACAAUUUUAGUUUCCAUUAAAAUCUGACAUUUAUCAAGAACAUG
Doryrhamphus excisus (bluestripe pipefish) is the source of this 5624-nucleotide messenger RNA. The record is from RefSeq and is a predicted model, not a curated record. NCBI's taxonomy places the organism in Eukaryota, Metazoa, Chordata, Actinopteri, Syngnathiformes, Syngnathidae.